Messenger RNA from Styela clava, 8096 nucleotides. RefSeq lists its product as uncharacterized. Lineage: Eukaryota; Metazoa; Chordata; Ascidiacea; Stolidobranchia; Styelidae. The record is from RefSeq and is a predicted model, not a curated record.
CGUCACUGUUGCUGGACUACCAAGUUUUCUUCAUUUAGUUUACAGGUUCUGAAGUUCUUUAGUUCUGGUGCACAAAUGAAAUCUGUUGUCUAAAUAAUCGAAUGAAAAUUUAUUGAGUGGAUUAUUUCGUUAUAUUUCACAAUUAAUUGAAGGGAACGUACUUCUGCAUGAAUCGAAAUUGAAAAACUGAAGGACAGAGAUGGCUGAGAAACCAUCUGGAUUGAAGCAACCCAGUAAAAUAACGAAAGGAAUUCCAAAGCCGAGUGGAAUCAGGCCUCCUAAAGCAACUUCAUCAGCGGGUGGAGGAUCUGUAGGAAGUAGUUUUGUAGUAGGUACAAGAGUUUUGGUAAGCGGUACCAAACCAGGUGUCAUAAAAUUUCUUGGCCCAACACAGUUUGCUCCUGGUGAUUGGGCAGGUGUUGUGUUGGAUAAAGAGGAAGGAAAAAAUGAUGGAACUGUAGCUGGUGUCAAAUAUUUUGAGUGCCAACCUCUGCAUGGAAUAUUUGCUCGCCCAGCUAAAUUGACAAAAGUUGAUGCAAAUGGAUCUGCCAGUAAAUCAUCAAGUAUCUCAGGUGCCAGUCGUACAGUGUCAGGUGAUGCCUCGACGCCCAAAACAGCACCAUUAACUGCUGCUGCAUUAAAAGCAAGGGAAGGUCCGAAAGAAACAAAAUCUAAAGUUCGUAGUCCAGCAUCAUCCAUUAGAAGCUUGAGAUUUGGAACUCCAAGUCAGUUUACCGCUGCUGCAGUUCAAGAUUUUACUGUUGGUGACAAAGUUAUCGUGAACGCUGCAAAAAUUGGUUUUGCAAGAUAUGUUGGUGAAACUCUAUUUGCCAAAGGUACAUGGGUUGGUGUUGAAUUGGAGGAACCACAGGGUAAAAAUGAUGGAUCUGUACAGGGUAAAAGAUAUUUUACAUGCGAGAUGUUACAUGGUUUAUUUGCGCCUUUGCAUAAAGUAAAGAAGUUGGUUCCUAGUACACCAAGGACAGCUUCAAAAGGUCUCAUGAGAGAGACUGCUGCAAGUGCUGCAAAGAAAAAAGCAACAACAGGAAUUCGUUCUCCCGGUAGUUCAGUGGCUUCAAUCAGUUCCACCAGCUCAUUCACAGGAGCAAAACCAAAAGGAAUUAAAUCAGAAGUCUCGUCAAGGUAUCAAAGAAAGACAGCUAUGGGCGGAACAUCUGCUUUGCAAGAAGCUCUGAAGGAAAAACAACAACAUGUGGAAUCUCUCAUGGUAGAACGAGAUAUGGAAAGAGCGGAUAUGAUGCAGACAAUACAAGAAUCUACGUUAAUGAAGAAAGAAUUGGAAGAACUCCAAAUACGAUAUCAGGAGUUGGUUGUUGAGAAAGAAACUCAAAUCGACUCUCUAAAAGAACUCGUAGAACGAGCGGAUCUUGAGAAAGUUACUCUUAGGCAAGAACUCAAUGAACAGAAAACCAAAGUAGAAGACCUACAGUUUCGUCUUGAAGAAGAAGCAAUUAAUAAAGAUGAUUUACAGUCUGAGGUGAAAUCAUCUCAGGAGAAAAUCAAGGAGUUGGAUGCAAGUUUAUCCAUGGAAUUGAGUCGUUCCCAAUCACUGCUGAGAGAUUUGGAAACCACACGGGCUUCUGGUGUGGAUGACAAAUCAAGUCUCGAAGAUUUGUACAAUGAAAGAGAUUCUGCCAAUGCUAUGGUUGAUGAACUUAAAGUAAAACUUGGUCAGCUUGAAUAUGAUUUGCAACAGGAAAAAUUGAACAAAACUGAUGUAACCAAAUUUGAAGAUCGUAAUUCUGAACUGUUGCAAGAAUUAGAAAAAAUGAAGAUAGCAUCGGAAGAAGAUGCAAAAAAUUUAGAAAGUCAAAAAUUGGAAUUGGAUAAAAUAACAAACGAAAAAACAAAAUUGGAGAAUUCUUUAUGUAACCUGAAAUCUGAAAAAGAUAUAAUGUUGAAAGAUCGUGAUAGUUCAAAUUUUCAAGUUGAUGAAAUGAAACUGAAUUUAGAGGAAAAAGAAAAAGCAUUAGACGAAGCACAAAAACAGAUUUCUCAACUUCAAAAUGACAAAACUACUUUAGAAAAAGAAAAAGGCGAUAUACUGAGAAGCAGUGGUGAUAGUUCAGCACAACUCAUUGCACUUAACGAUACUGUGUCCGAAAAAGACAGGUUGAUAGAUCACUUGAAUACUGAACUCAGAAAUGUGCAAUCUUCCUUGGACGAAUCAAAGACAACGCACGAAACUUUGUUAACUGCAAAAUCAUCCUUGGAAUCAGAAAUCCCUGACUUGAGAACGAAGUUGGAAGAAGCAAGUAAAACACAAGAAGAACUUCGCAAUAAACUCAACGUUUCAGAACAAGAUUCAAAAACAUUGUCUUCCAAAUUAAAUGAAGCUUCCACUUCUAAUCAAGAAACUGUAGAAAUUUUGUCUAAAAUAAAAGAAGAAAAAUCAACAUUAGAAAGUAGAGUAGAAGAUUUAAUGCAAAAUUGUCAAAAACUACAAGAAACGUUACAUGGAAUACAAAAGGAGAGAAAUGGAUUGGAAGAAGAGAAAAAUAAGAUGGUUUCUAUCUUGAGUGAAAAAGAAUCUUCCAUUAAGUCAUCUCAAGAUAAAAUUAAUGAACAAAAUACUGAAAUUGAACAUUUGAAGAAGAAAUUCGAAGCUAUGCAAAAUAAAGUUAUUGAGUUAUCAGAUGAACAUGAAAAUCUGAAGAAAAGUUACGAAGAUGCUAAAUCAACGAUAUCAAAGCUUCAAGAGCAGAGUGGUGAAGAAACUAAAAACCUGCUUCAACAAUUACAAGAACAGAGAGAAGCUAGUGAAAAACAGCGAGAAAUGGUUGCAGAUAGUACAAAACAUAUGAAUGAAAUGUUGCAACAAAAAAUUUCUCUGGAAGAGGAAAUGGAUGGCUUGAAUUCAUCUUUGAAAAACUUGCAAGACUCUGACGAGAAAUUGAAAAAGUUAAUUGAAGACACAACUUCUGAAAAGCAGCAACUUGCUAAGCAAAUUGAUGAUUUAAAUACUGAGAACGAAGCUCUAAAAUGUAAAGGAAGCGAUCUAAAAACAAUUGUUGAGAAAUCUGAAAUUGAGAUAUCCGAGAAAGAAGAAAAGUUGAAGGAGUUAACAAGUGAACUCACCAAAACAGCCGAGACAUUGACCCAUGUGGAAAAUAGUUUAUCAAACGAGACGACUGCUAAAGAAGAGCUGCAGAAAAAAUAUGAUGAAGUAGUUUCAGAGAAAAACAAUCUUGAAACAGAAUUAAAUGAAACCAAGAAAAACUAUGAAUCAUCUAAACAGAGAUGUGAUGAGCUCUCCGCUUCUCUGGAUGAAGAGAAACAAUCUAGAUCAUUUGUUGAAUUGGCAAUGCAGAAUUCAGAAAGUGAGAGAAAUUCUGUCGUAAAACAAUUAGAGGAUGCUAAAAAUGAAUUAACUAGGAAAGAAGAGAAAACAUUUGAACUCGUGGAUGAAAUUCAAAAAUUGAAAGAUGAAUCGGCAAAAUUACAAUUGAAUAUAAAUUCUUUGACCGAAGUCAAAGUAGAACUGACUGAAACAAAUUGCAAACUUAAUCUUGACAAAGAAGAAUUGAGCAAGUCAAAUGAAACACUGAAACAAGAUUUAGGAAAAGAAAGGGAACUUUGUGAACAAAAUGAAAAGAAUUUGAACGAUGUUACCCAGCAAUUUGAAAAGACCUGCGGUGAGUUAGAAACUGUUCAAAAAGAGUUUGAAUCAUUGACGAUAGUUAAUCAGCAACAAAUUGCCUCAUUCAAAGAACUUGAAUCGAAAUCUAAAGAUCUUGAAACCGAGAAAAAUACUUUACAACAGAAACUUGGCUCUUUGUCUGAACAACAUGGGAAUACAGAACAGCAAUCUUUCGAACUUCUUGACAAAAUUCAAUCGCUGGAGAAAACAAAAACGCAAUUGGAAUCUGAUUUAGAAGAAAGAAACAAACAUGUUGUUACUUUAGAAAAUGAAAUACAAACGGUCAAAAGUGCUAAAGAGUCUUUAAGUGAAGAAAAAUGCAAUCUCGAAUCUACAAUCUCGCAAACUAAAAACGAAUUGCAGACAGUUACCAAAAAAUUAGAAGAUUCUGAAAAAACACUGACAGAAAAAGCACAAGUGAUUGAUGAUCUUAAUGUUGCGAUGGAAAAAUUAAAAGAAGGUGAUGCAUUGAAAAAGAAGGAAUUACUUGAACAGACCACAAAGAUAAGUAGUCAAGAAUCUGAAAUAUCUUCUCUCAAAUCAAAACUUGAAUUAACAACAUCAUCAAGUGCUGAUUAUCAAGUCAAAGUCAAUGAACUUGUCGAAAAUGUCAGACGAUUAGAAGAAGAUAAAAACAGAUUAGAAUCGGAGGGAAAACAUCUGACGGAAAAUUUACAAAAAUCUUCUAACGUGUUUGAAGAAACUGACAAUAAAUUAAAAGAAACUGAGAAGUUGUUGAAAGAUGCCCAAGAAAAAAUACAUCACCAUGAAAGCAAUAUUAAAGAUUUUCAGAGUUCAAAAAUCAAUCUUGAAUCCAAUGUCACCGAAUUGAAUUCAAAAUUGAGUACAUUUGAAGCCGAAGUCAUUUCUCUUACUUCCGCAAAAACAGAAGUAGAAAAUACUCUUACUUCAUUAGAAGAUAAGAAAAACAUUCUCAACACUCAACUUGAGGAACUGAAAAUCUCAUUCUCAAAUCUUGAGGAGAAAUUUUCAUUGCGUGAAAAAGAAAAUUCGGAAAUGAAAUCUGAAAACGAAUCUCUGAGAAAUAAUCUCAACGAAUCGAGUGUGAAAUGUGAAAACCUUUCAUCCGAACUUGCUAAAUUACAAACUAUUUUUGCUGAAACUGCCAAAGCGAAAUCCUCAUCAGAGAACGAACUUCAAUCAUCUGUCGUAAACUUAACUGCUGAAUUAGAAGGUUUAAAAUUAGAGAAAAAUGACUUGACAAAAAAGUUAGAAUCCAUUAGCUCGGAAUUAAAAGAAUCUCAGACUGCCAUUAUGAAUGCCAAUAACAAAGAACAAUCAUUGAUUGAACAGUUAUCUGCUUUAAGAACUGAAUACGACACUCUCAAACAAUCAUCAUCACUACAAAAUGAGGAAGUCAUGAAGCAAGUUGCUACAUUACAAACAGAAAAUCAGGAUAUCAAAAAUAAUCUGAACCAAAAAAUACAAGAAUUUGAGAACGUUUCUUCUGAAAAUGUAACUUUAAAAGAACAAAUUAAACAAAAUACGGAUGAAUCUCUCAAAGCAAAUGAUGCUAAAGAAAAUGAAUUGAAAGUAUUGAUCGAAGAAAUAGAAAAAUUCAAAUCUUCUUCCCAAACUGUGGAGCAAGAGAAAUUGAGUCUUGAAGAACACAUCAGAAAUCUGUCUCAAGAAAAGGAAAGUAUGACAAUUCAGAUUCAAACUUUUCAAUCCGAGAACGUUGAAAUUAAAUCUAAACUAGAAGAAUUACAUCAGCUCAAACAACAGGAAGGCGAAAAUACUGGGUCGCUUGUACUAAAUCUGAAAAAUGAUAUCGAUUCUUGGAAAAAUAAAUUUGAGAAAAAUGAACUCAAUAUCAAAUCAAAAGAUGAAAUGAUUGUGGAUUUACAACGACAGAUUGAGGAAACACACAAUGCUGAUUUAGGGACUAUUGAAAGCUUGAAAAAUCAGGCGAAGGAACAGGAGAACAAAUUUGAAUCUGAAAUUUCUGAUUUGAAAAGAGAGAAAGAAAAUCUUCGUAUUGAGACUGAAUCUUUACAAACAUCUACCUCAAAGGAGUCUUCUGUACUUGAAGAACAAUUGAAAUCUUUGAUACAUGAGAAAUCUAGGUUGCAACAAGAACAAGAUGGUACACUGUUGGAAUUGAAAAAAUUAAAGGAAAAUUUUAUAGAAAAAGAAGAGAUUGAUAAAGAUCACAGAAGCAAAAUUCUUAUCUUAGAAGCAGAUAACGUUAACCAUAAAGAAGAAUAUAGAAAAUUGGAAGAACGGUUUAAAUCUCUCACAGAAGUACAUGACAAAGUGCAAGCAAAACUAAACAAGAUGGAAAAAAGCAUACCAGAUAUUGAAGAAAGGGAAAGUGUUUUAAAACGAGAAUUUGCAAAAGAACGAGAAUCAUUGCAACAAACCAUCGACAUAACAACGUCACUUGUAGAGGAAUCAAGAAAACAGACUGAAGGAUUACAGCAAGAGAUCACACUGUUAAAAAGUGAAAAUAUAAUUGUUGUAAGUUUGAAGGAAUCAUUGAAAAAUAUUGAGAGAGAGAAAGAUGAUUUGAACACUCAACUCAGAUCAUUGAAGUCUUCUCCAUUAACUCAUUCUGCUUCUACUGAAGACAGUGGUGUAGGUGGGGAUGAAGAAUUAAGGGGACAAAUUGAUUUUCUAAAUUCAGUUAUUGUUGAUCAACAAAAUAAAAACAGUGAAUUGAAUGAAAAAAUCUCUGAAUUAGAAUCAAUGUUAUUGAACGAUGGAGAUGUCGAUCCAAUGCAAGUUGCAAAUGAAUAUGAACAUGAAUCAGGGGACCAUCAAUCACGGGCUGCUCCUAGACUUUUUUGUGAUAUUUGUGACAUAUUUGAUGCCCAUGACACUGAUGAUUGUCCAACACAAUCUUCAAUGCAAUAUGAUAUGUCAGAUCUUCCUCCUACAACUCAUAAUGCAACACAACGAGGGGAGGAACGGACAUAUUGUGAUAAUUGUGAAGUGUUCGGGCAUCGAACGGAAGACUGCACAGAGGACGAAAUGUAUUAGGUAAAAUAAAGAACAUGAUGCCGCUAAUUAUUCUUGUUCCUGUUGCUACAUAUUUUGCUACAAAGAUUAUCAAGUGAUUGAGCAAGUCUGCCUUCAUCCAAUGAUAGUUGCAAUUUCAAUUUUUAGACUUAGUGGGGUUUUCCUUGUGCGUAUCUAUCUAAGCAUUCUUUCAUUGCAAUACAAGCUAAGCAUGCAUAGCCAUGAAUCCACUAAAUGUUACGUUACGUGCAGAUUGUAUACAAAAAUUUGACAUCCUUGAGAGGACUUCUUACCACUUCAAUUUGAAUAUAGAUACAAAUACCACAAAAAAUGUAUGAACCUGGUUUACAUAUAUGCCAUUGUAUCAUGGAAAUUUAACAUUAAUCAAUGUACAGAGUUCUGGUAAAACAAAUCAGUUCAAAAUAUAACUUUAUUGUUUAAUUUCAGAUGAAUAUUUUAUUAAACGUUAGAUAUUUAUAUAAAUGUUGGUUUAUUUGUCUCACCUAAUUCUUUAAAUUAAAUGUAUUUCUAGUUGACCAAAGCUAAUCAGCUAACCAGUGUUAUUAAUGAUAUCGUUAUUAAUUAUUAUAGUUUUUCGAUUCUGAAUUGGUGUUUAAUAUUUAACAUGUGGAAUGAUUUUGAUGUACUCUUUAUUUUCUGCUAAAUUUAUAUCCAAAUUAAUGGGUAGCAUGAUACCAUUCCUCACUUUCAGAUGAGCUCUUAUACAACAUUAUACUGCGCACUUAAAGAAUUUACUUAUGUAGUAGGUACAAAAUAUGUUUCAUUGAUUUGCACUCUAAAUUUGUCUCAAUUGGAGUAGUUGUGUUAAAUUGAAUGUAACCCGGACUAUGGUAGAUUGUAUGAGACCAAAUGUGCAACCCAUUUUUGCCUCACUUUCAUUAAUUGUCAUUUUAAUUGUUGAUUACUAUUGUGAACAGUUUAUCAUUGUGUGUUUCUUUAUUUUAUGUUCUGUAUCUUGUUAUGCCAUCUUCUCCACGUAAUCUAAGGAUUGCUUAAAUAUAAUAUAAAUUGUUUUCAAAUUGGCUUAAGAUAUCGUCUAUUCUUAUUGUUUGAAUGAGGAAUUUUGAUUACCGGUGAUUUUACUAUUUCAUGAUCAUUCAUAUAGAUAUGGCAUUCUUGUUAAGACUUCUAUCAUUUGGUUUUCUGCAUACCAGUGAAUAUCUCGAAUGCCUAUUACCGAACAUCAACUGGUUGUGUUACUUCAGUUAUAGUGUCCUGGCAAAACUUGAUUCAAGUCUCGUUGCGAUUCUUCUAUAGUAAAAUGUCAGUUUUUAACAUAUCUUUACGUUAUAUCUAUUUCCAUUGUAGUUAUCCGCUGGUGUUUUUGCUUCUUAUGCUUAGUGAAUUACUGUUACACCUAUAACACUGGAUUUGAAAAGCAUUUUUCAUGUUUUUUUUUUGUCUGUUUCUGAAGAGCAUUUUUUUGAGUUUC